AUGGCCAUCAACACGGAGGCGCCGCUGGCCAAGGCGCUGGAGGGCUCGCCCCUGCCGGCCGAGGCGCACGAGACCGAGAAGCUGCUGACGGCCGGCGGCAAAGUCUGCAAGUCCUUCUCGGCCAGCGACACGGCGCUGGUGGACGAGGCCGAGCGCAACGGCCACAGCUUGCCCUUCAAGGCCGGCUCGGAGGGGCGGCUGGAGGGGCCGGGGGCGCGGCCGCCGCUCUCGCCCUCCCGCUUCAGCCUGGGCCGCGCCUCCUCCACCGCCACCACCUCCAACCUCCAGGAGCCCGAGCGGCCCGACGAUUACCUGCUGCUGGCCAUCCUCUCCUGCUUCUGCCCGGUCUGGCCCGUCAACAUCCUCGCCCUGGUCUUCUCCAUCCUGUCUAGGAACAGUGGCCAGCAGGGGGAUAUGGAUGGGGCACACAGGCUCGGACGCGUGGCCAGAUAUCUCAGCAUCCUUUCCAUGUUUCUGGGCGCCAUCAUCAUCCUCUUCUGCUCCUUGAAAAUUGCAGGUGUCCUGGGAUCCGACUAG
Gekko japonicus is the source of this 537-nucleotide messenger RNA. It is a transcript of the gene TRARG1, whose product is annotated as tumor suppressor candidate 5. NCBI's taxonomy places the organism in Eukaryota, Metazoa, Chordata, Lepidosauria, Squamata, Gekkonidae. The record is from RefSeq and is a predicted model, not a curated record. Bases 1 to 537 code for a protein of 178 amino acids. The transcript is spliced from 3 exons. Gene Ontology annotation, cellular component: membrane.